UUUGAUGUUUGGAGCAGUUUGAGUAAAUAAGAUUCUAAAAUUGCUUAUAUGAAAAUACAGAAGGAGCAAAAUUAAACUGCUAUGUAAUAUGCAAUAUAUAUUAAACGAAUAUGGAUGCCUGGAAUUUAAAAUGUUUACCAUAUCCAGCAAUUUCUACAUUUAAAGCUGUGAACAAUGAUCUAGAUUUAGAUGGAUUAACCCAUAUAUGCCAUGAGUUCAAGGGAUUUUUUAAGAAGGAUAGACACAUGGAAGCAGAAUAUUUUGUGUUAUCAAGAAUAGUUUAUCGCAUGAAACAGAAGUUUCGCACAUCCAAGGAUUUUAAAUAUUUAGAAAGAAUUUACAAGUGUCUUAAAGUGUAUUUUAAUAUGAAUCUUUCACAAUAUGUAGACAGAUUUUCGGAGCUUAUUCCAAGAAGAUACAAACUAGAUACUCGUUUACCAUCAAGAAAUUUACUAGAUUAUAUACUUAUUCGAGUACAAGGCGCUACAAAAUUACUAGAAAAAAUGGUGGAUUUUUGUAAGGAGGCUGCAGAUCUUUUACUCGUUAGAAUUAAAACGGGACAAUUUUGGAAAGUGGCCUUGAUUGUAUAUAGUAUUGUUUCUAGGAUAUAUACUUUAGCCAAAUUUACAGUAAAUCAGCUAUGUGAAUUCUACAAAAAGUUGAUAGGCUUCUCCAAAAUGCUUUUAGGGUCAAAGAAAUGGUUGCCGCAAGGUUAUAUACUACCAGAUGAUCUCAAAGAAUGGUUGAACAUCAGUUGGCUGGAUGAUGACAUUCAGAUAAUCGAGCCUUCCCUACCAACUUCCGAGAUCAUGAAGUUUUUCGAUUUGGUAGAUGAUAGCGAUAUAGAGUUUUGUGAUGAAUAUAUUUUAAUACAAGAAGAAAAGGACGAUAAGGAUCUAGAAUUAAGAACACCAAUUACUACACUUAAAGUAGAUGAUGAUGAUGAGGAUCCCGGAGUUGUUAUAGAAAUAGAUGAUAUUGUGUCUCCUGUUAAAAAAAGAAAAAGAACAAUGUCCAAAACCUAUCGAAAAGAGAAGAAAGAAGGAAAUAUUAUAACAAAGAAGCAGAAACUGAAGCAUAAAUCAAGAUAUUUUACUAAUAAGAAAUAAUCGCAUAUCUUGAUGUUAUUAAAAUAAAGUUGAACUAUUAA
Molecule: messenger RNA, 1150 nt
Organism: Diabrotica balteata
Lineage: Eukaryota; Metazoa; Arthropoda; Insecta; Coleoptera; Chrysomelidae
Source: the annotation of a GenBank genome assembly